Messenger RNA from Trematosphaeria pertusa, 1370 nucleotides. Its product is annotated as DUF1295-domain-containing protein. Gene Ontology annotation, biological process: lipid metabolic process. Gene Ontology annotation, cellular component: membrane. Lineage: Eukaryota; Fungi; Ascomycota; Dothideomycetes; Pleosporales; Trematosphaeriaceae. The transcript is spliced from 3 exons. The record is from RefSeq and is a predicted model, not a curated record. Gene Ontology annotation, molecular function: oxidoreductase activity, acting on the CH-CH group of donors. Bases 267 to 1274 code for a protein of 335 amino acids.
GCCGGCUGGAAUCUCUACACCACCGAUCGCUUGGCGCCCACGAUAUUGUGCGUCAUCAUCCGGCUUUCAACCACAGUUCUUCAGCCCUUCCUCCCUAGAUGCGUGGCUGAGCCAUAUGAGCCAUACGGGUUCGGACGAAUUCCAAGUCACGGAGGCUUCGGGGCCCACAUGCAGCGGUAGCGAAUGCGAAGAAGACCAUCUAUAUAGUGACAGGCCCUCCAUUAGGAGUGAUCGCGCACUUUAGCACUCGCUGUUGAAAGAGCAAAAUGGCAGCAGUUCAUGUGCUGGACGACUACUAUCUGGCGAUAACGUUUCUCAUCACUGUCGCUUACCAGUUAUUCUUCUUUUCCUUCGCCUUCACAUUCAAAUUCGACAAGCUCACGGACUUCGCCGGUGGCACGAAUUUCGUCCUCCUCGCAAUACUCACGCUUGCAUUCAGUGAAAACCGGAGCAAUGCGCGCAAUAUCGUGGCCUCGGUCUUCCUUAUGCUAUGGGCGGCGCGACUAUCGGGGUUUCUCCUCUUCAGAAUCCUGAAGACGGGUAAAGAUGAUCGCUUUGACGACAAGCGAGAUAAGUUCUGGUCCUUCCUUGGCUUCUGGGUCUUCCAAAUGUUCUGGGUCUGGACAGUUUCCCUUCCGGUCACCAUCCUGAACUCGCCAAAGGUCACUCAGUUCAACCAGCCUGGGUUUGGAACCGGACAUGACAUUGCAGGCGUAGUCCUGUACUCCAUUGGCCUGAUCAUGGAGAGCGCAUCCGACGUCCAGAAGUAUCGCUUCCGGAGCGCACACGGCAGUGAUGGUGCGGUGUGCGAUGUGGGCUUCUUCGCCUUGUCAAGGCACCCCAACUACUUCGGAGAGAUAAUUAUCCAAUUCUCUAUCUUCAUGAUCGCUGUCUCGCCCGCAGCCUACGGGUACCUUUCUGGUGGGGCGUACUCGGCGCUGUAUGCAUCGAUACUGGGCCCUUUCUUCCUGACGGUGCUUCUAAUGUUCCUAUCCGGAUUGCCGCUGCAAGAGAGACCAGGUGCUAAAAAACGCUACGAGAAGGGCAAUAAGUGGGCGGAGUACGAGAGAUAUCUGCAUCGGACCAGUAUUCUGGUCCCGUUUCCUCCGCAGCUGUACGAGAAGAUGCCGGUCUUUCUGAAGAGGACGAUUUUCUUGGAGUUUCCCAUCUAUGUGUUCGACCCAGCAAAGCACGCGGAUCAGAGCAAAAUCCAGGCCUCGUCGGCAGAGGAGGGGAGAUCACGGCCGAGCGAUGAACAGGGUCUCCGAGGAUAGUGUUUGGAUCACUUCUGGGAGAGGGAUACUGAUUCAACCUUUCACAAUUAAGGAUCCAUAUUGUUUGACAUUGUGCGAUCGUACGUACUCGUUCGC